Molecule: messenger RNA, 702 nt
Organism: Brassica oleracea var. oleracea
Lineage: Eukaryota; Viridiplantae; Streptophyta; Magnoliopsida; Brassicales; Brassicaceae
Exons: 3
Coding region: 1-702 (233 amino acids)
Source: RefSeq, a predicted model, not a curated record
AUGCAAAUUAAAAAUGGGCACAGAACUCUAUUUUGGUCAGACCACUGGCUUCCUGAGGGCCGUCUUAUCGGCAUAGCGGGGGAUAGUGGACCACAACGGCUUGGCAUUGGGAGAUAUGCCAAGGUUGCUGAUGUUGCAAAUGCUUCUGGUUGGCAGUUUCGAAAUCGCAGAGACCAAAUGCUACGGCAAAUAAUCACGAGUGUUACAAGGGUCACAGCGCCAGUUGAUGGUGAUGAGGAGGACGGUGCUAUGGAGAUACGACCGCAUAGAGAGAAGCAAGAUUGGAGUAAAGUGGUAUGGUUGGCUCAAGGGGUGCCCCGGUUUGCCUUUAUUACUUGGUUAGCAAUUCGUGAUAGACUUGCAACUGGAGUUAGAAUGAGGCAGUGGGGAGUAGUACAAGGAUGUGUGUUCUGUGGAGAGCCUAAUGAGUCCAGAGACCACCUCUUCUUUGCUUGCCCAUACACCUUCACUGUAUGGUUGGCAGUUGUGGGAGACUUGCUGGGAGUAAGUGCUGAUCCAGAUUGGGAGAUGACAUUAAGCCGGCUGGAGAGAAAUGACAUGAGACAUACUGGGAAGUUGAAACUGGUGGGGCAGUUAAUAGCUCUCAUUGAAAAAACAGUCAAGAACAGGAUUAUGUCAACUCGGUACUUUGAGAAACCAAAGCUUCUAGGACUGAUGCAAAGAUGGUUCAGGGGGCACUAG